UAAGCAUUUACAUACAACAAUAGUGAUUAAUCAAUUACAGUUCUGAAUUCCAAUAAUUGAAAAUUACAAACAUCAAUACUCUACCGGAUAAUUCAUUUAUAGGAAAUGAUUGAGAAAGUUUUAAUUAUGAAAAGUAGUGAUGGGAACUCUGAAUUAGUUACUUGUCCGAUUAUUAUUAUUAUCAAGAAGUGAUAUAUGCAUCCCGUUGUACUUAUAGAUUAAAAGACAAAGAAACUACAAUGACAAGAAUUCUUACUUAAUGUCCUGAUUUUUCAUGAUUUUUAAAUACGUUUGAUCACUGACAACAUUACCAUGUGUUUUUUUCUGUUUAGAACGUAUACUAGAAGAUUGCAAAAGGACAAACUACUCUAUUUUCACAAGUCUUGCAUCAUUGAAUAACAAAAAUGUCUACAAAUCAUGAUGUUUAUAAGCCAUCAUCAAUAUUAUCAACUGAGUCAAUAGAUUUGAAAAUGCAAAAUCACGAAACUAAUUGGUCAACACUAAAUAAUCAUGACUAUACAUGGACAUCUAGUUGUAACACUUCUAUUAUAUCUGAUACAAGCAGUAAUUAUACAACAGAAUAUUACAAACCAAUUUCAUCUAAUACAAAUAAUUUGUGUCCAAUCUCAAUUCAUGAUCAAUCUAGUUCAUCACUAAGUGAAUACUUAUAUAAUGGUUCAAAUAUAUUUCAAUCAUUAAAAACUAUUAAUACAUAUAACAACACAACUAGUGAUCCACUUGACUAUUCUAUACAUUCUUCAAUGGAUAAUCUCAAAGAUCCUAUAAUGACAUUCAAUCGAUCACAUAUACAGUUACAAUCAAAUUAUAUUCAUUCUUCAAUUAACCAACAAAAUCAAGAUAAUUCUCAAUCAUCCUUUCUUUUGAAGAAUACAACAACUUCAAUAGAUUCUCCUAUGAAUACAAUAAUUAAUAAUGGACAAUUAUUAAAACGUAAAUAUUCUAAAAAUAUUUCAAAUUUAUCUAGAAAAUAUAAUGGGAAACAAUUAAAAACAGAAAAUAUAAAAAAUAUUGAUUUAAAUCAUUCUAUAAUUAGUAACUCUGAUAACAGUAAUGAUAAUAAUAAUAAUAUUAGUAAUAAUAAUAGUAAUGAUAAUAAUAGUAAUAGUAAUAAUAAUAAUUGUAAUGUUAUUACUCAAUUUAAUAAUAAUAAUCAAUUAAUUACAAAUGGUAUCUCUAAGGAAAAUUAUUUAUUUACUAAAAAUAAAUAUAAAAAAACUAAUUCAAUAACAAGAAAAAAAUCAAAAAUCAAUAAAAAUAUUCAAAUCAAUAAUCAUGAAAUAAUCAAUAAUAUAUCAACAAUAAUUACUACAAUAGAUUAUUCAAUAUCUAAUAAUAUUAUAAAUGAAAAUAAUAAUGAGAAUAAAAUUUAUACUACUGAUACUACUACUACUAGUACUACUAGUACUACUACUACUACUACUACUACUACUAAUAAUAAUAAUAAUAAUGUAAUAAAAAAAACUACUGAUUGUCGUGCAGCUUAUAAAUAUUUAACAUGGCGUGAAAAAGAUCGUAGACGAAGAUUUCGUGAAGAAUGGAAACAUUUAUGGCUUGUUAUACCAUAUGGACUUUAUGAAGUGAUGUGUCUUGUUUGUCAUAAAGUGAUGACUCAAAGAAAAGUGGAUACUAUCAAGCGUCAUACUGUCCGACGACAUGUGGAAUUGAUAGGAAUGUCUGAAUCUGAGAGGGAAAAAUUAUUUAAUCAAUUAAUUAAACAGUAUACUAUGCUUGGAGUCGCUAACUACAAUUCUUCUACCGAUAUACCUAAUAUCUUGCACCGGAAAUCAGAUUGUCUUUAUCAAACUGACCCUACAAAAAACUGUGAUGAAAGUUCAAAUGUGAAAGCAUCGAGUGAAAUUUUGAUAAAUGAUUUCAAUAAUACCAAUAAAUGCCUACUUGAACAGCAUUCAAUUAUGAAUCGUUUAAAAAAUAUCGAUACGAAAAAUGACAGCUUAAUGAAUAGAGAGUCAGAUUUUCAACAUCCAUUGGCUAAACAGGAUAAACAGUUAGAUCGUAAGCUUUAUCAGACAACGAAAAUGACUCCAAGAUACUCUCGGAACUCUUGUUCCAAAAAAUACAGAACCUUACCGGAAGUGAAACAAGAUAGAAGCUUUACUGAAGAUUUAAAAGGUUUAUCAAAACAUAUGCCUGAAGAUUGGGAUGAUCCCUCAAUAUUUGAGAAGUCGUUUCCUUUACAAAAUUCUCCUACAGAUACACCUAGACAUUAUUGUAAUAGAUUAGAAUAUCCCCAUAAUGAAGAUAGAUUCUACAUUGGAACAUUAGGUUCAAAAGUGAUGCCUUCAAGCACUAAUUCAAUGAUGCCUUCAUUUUCACCAUUUUCUACAGUUGUCCCAAUAUCUAAAUGUUCUUCGUGUAUACAUCCUUCUAAGUCAGAAAAUUUUCAUAAUUUCUUGAAAUCUUAUGUCUCAAUGAACUCCCUCUUGUCAUCAUCAAACAUGCCAACUUCGUCAAUAUCUUCAUUAUUAAUGCCACAAAUAUUUUCCACAUUAAACAAUUCAAAUAAGUUAUCAACCAGUAUGAAAUCAACUUCAAGUUUAUAUACCAAUAAUGACAUUAGCUGUCACACUGGAAGUGGCAAUAGAGAUAAUAAUAACAAUAGUACUUCAGCUAAUGAAUCGCAUCAAAAUUAUCGAUUGAGUUCUACGGAAAAACAGACAACAAUAAAUGAUUACCGUAAAAGAUCAAAUCAGUUAUUAGACUCUUCAAUAAAUACACAAAUGAGUCUCACAAAUGAUAUAUUAACUAAUAAUAUUAAGAAUAUAAAAGUUCCAUAUAUACAACAAUUCUCAACUCAAAAUAUUAACGAAGAUUCUCACUACAAAUCGGUACACUCACCAAAUUUACGAAUUUCUCCUAAUUCAAGUAUUCUAGGAUCUCUGCCAUUUAUGAUGUCCACUUUUAUGACAGAUCUCUUAAAACACGAAACAGAUGAUGAAAUACUUCCAGGAAUGCAAGAAUCUACACUAAAUACUUUGGUAAACAAGAGAAACUCUGUACAUAUGUCUAAUCCAGAACUUUUUAAUGACUGCCCUAUUGAUCAUAAAACUUCAGAUAGGAAAACCAACUUUAUUUCAAGAAAGGAAGAACAAGUAGUCAACCCAUCAGGAACAAAGUCAAACUCUAAGAGUAAAUCAAAUUCAAGUUCUAAACAAUUCACCAUUUCAUCUUUACUGGAUAACGAAAGCUUGUCUUCAGAAAAUAGGACAUCAUCGGCAAAACAUCAUGAUGAGCUAAUUCCUGAUAUUCAAAAGAAAGAUACAGUAUUACAAGGGUAUAACUAUCAUAAUUGUUCCGCUCAAAAUCCACAAGCUAAACGGAAAAUAGAACAACUUCCAAUCCCAUGCGUUCAUUGUAAUUCGGAAUCCGCAAAUAAUUGUAAUGAUGAAGCAAGUGAACAAUUUGUAUCCAAUGUAACAAGUGGAGAUAAUUUAUUCAGGAGCAACACUGACUCAAUAGACAUAUCAAUAGCAAAACAAAUAGAUGCAUUCAGAGAAAGACAGUCCGCUUUUUCAAGUCCUACAGGACUGCCUAAUGUUUCAGUUAAUCGUAAAUUAUUGGAGCAUUAUACUAGUAUACCUGAAUUAUAUCAAUCAUAUACUGACAUUUUUCAUUUGAUAUACUGUUUAAAAAAUCAAAUACCAAUUAAUUGUUUGUCAAAUUCCAAUACUUUCCACAAUCAAAAUUCGGGAGCCCUUGAAACCUAUAUGAAGUCAUAUUAUCUUGAACUGCUACGACAUCAAUAUGAUGUACCAAGUACAGAUCUUUCCACUCAUAGGAUACCAACAACAUUAUGCUCUUCUAUACAUAAAGAAAAUGAACUAGUCAAUUUUAAGAAAUGUACAAAUGAACUUCAAAAGUCAUCUAUUAUUGAUUAAUUAAUUAAUUAAUUAAUUAAUUAAUUAAUAUCAAGUGGAACACAAUAAAGAGAUCGAACACUUUACAACAAAUGAAAUACAGAAUGAUCAAAUGUAAAAGUUAAAAGGAAGUAAUCUAAAAAGGAAAAAAAAAAUAAGAAUGUCAUUCAUGAAUUAUGAAGAUAUCAAAUAAGAAGAAAGACAAAUUGAUGUUGAACAUGUCAAUUAACAAUAAAUAUAUUUCUUUGUUAUAUCUUAAUGAAUAUAAGAAGUUGUGUAUCUUUAAGUUUCAUGACUUAAUGUAACCUACUUCUUCAAAGUGACUAGGGAACUAAAAUUAAAUGAAUACAAGUUAAAAAAAAAGAAGUGCUAAACGAAAUAUUCUGUAUUGUUUCUUUAAUACUAUUUAAACUUGUAUUAAUUUCUAACAGUUAUUUGUUUACUCUGAAGAAGUCGUUUAAAUGAAGUCAUGAAACACCAGAACACACAAUUUUUGGUACUUAUUAGAAUGUAGCAAAUAUAUAUAUAUAUAUCUAAUUCUUAUUAAUUUUCUACUUAAUGCUCAAUUAAUUUAAAACUAACUUGAUAUUGAUACCUAUUACUAAUUAACUUUUAAGUAGUCUAAUUUGUAUACAUUAGUUCUAUAGGGAGAUUUGUUAAGUUAUGUUAUUAUUUAUUAUAAUUUUCUACAAUUCAAAUAGAAAUAAAAAGGUGGAUGAUAUAAACAAUCUGUGAUUUGACUAUUUAUGUACAAUUUUUUUUCUAACAAACAUACAAACAAACAAACAAGGAAAGGAAAACUAAUUCGAUUUCUUUAAAUAAUUUCUCUUUUUCUUUUGUUUUCUAAAUUGUAAUUCCAUGACGUAACAAUAUUUGGAUUAUAGUGAUUUCAAAUAAUAGAUUAUAUAUACCUACUUACUUACUUACUUACUUACU
Molecule: messenger RNA, 4832 nt
Organism: Schistosoma rodhaini
Lineage: Eukaryota; Metazoa; Platyhelminthes; Trematoda; Strigeidida; Schistosomatidae
Source: the annotation of a GenBank genome assembly